GGCUCCCCAUUUGGCCCCUACCCACAAUAACCAUACCCUUAAAUUUCUUCACACCUGACACGUAAUCAAGCGUUUUCAAUCCCUAUCUGAUGAUUCUGAUUUCUGAUCAGAUCAAGACCGGUCAAUCGCUUCCAAAACAAACACUACCCCUUCAAAAAACAAAAAUAAAAAAUAAAACCCCCGUCGGAUCUCCGCCACGUGGCAUUGAAUCCCAUUUGCGCUGUCUUCAUCUCGUGAUUAAACGAAGAACCUGUUUCUCUUUACAAGUACAAAACCACCACCACCACACCGCACCAAGUCUUGACCACCUUACCCUUCUCUCUCUCUCUCUCAACAGAAAACCCCCAAAUAUUUCUUCACACUUUCAAGUUUCAACUCUCUCAUCAAAACUCUCACGGGGCAUAGCAAAAACUAAGGGUUUUCCUUAAUGUCUGCAAAUUCUUCCCAUAUCGACCUGAACUCCGACGUCGUUUCGGCCGACACGGAAAACGGGUCUCUGCGGGUUAAGAAUUCGGAGCCUUCGGUUAAACCCGUUGGUUCUGAAACUGAAACCCUAACGGUAAAGGAGGAGCCUUUGAAGAGUCUGAGUCAGGUUCAGGGUUCUUUAGUGGAGAAAGUUAGGAUCUUUAGUGAGAUUGAGGGUGCUGAGAGUUUAGUGGGGGGGCAAGUUGUUGUUGGGGAAGUGAAAAGUGAUAAAGAAUUGGUUUUGGAGUCGAAAAAUAGUGUUGGGACUAUGGUUGGGGAUUCAGGGUUUAAUGAAAAGAAUGUUGGUACUGUAGAUGGAGACCCUUUUGUAGAAGGGAAUGAUCCAUUACAAAAUCGGGCCGAGGAGGAAGUAGUUGGAAGUGAUGGGGGUCAAAAUGGAAAGCAGGUUAAUGUUGACGAGGUCUCAGGUUCUAGACAGGGUGAUAGAGAGCCGGGUGUUGAGUCGGUUAGCCAAUUAUCAACUGCAGCGGAGAUUGAUGAGACGGGGGUUACUCAUGUUUCUGAGGUUUUAACUUCAGAGGGAUUAGAAAACCAGGAUACGAAAAUGGAUGCAGUUGUAGAGACCAAUGAGAAACGAUCUCCAGACGUUCAUGUUUCUGAGGUUUUAACUUCAGAGGGAUUAGAAAACCAGAAUACGAAAAUGGAUGCAGUUGUAGAGACCAAUGAGAAACGAUCUCCAGAUGUUCAUGUUUCUGAGGUUUUAACUUCAGAGGGAUUAGAAAACCAGGAUAUGAAAAUGGAUGCAGUUGUAGAGACUGAUGAGAAACGAUCCCCAGACGCUCGUGUUUCUGAGGUUUUAACUUCAGAGGGAUUAGAAAACCAGGAUAGGAAAAUGGAUGCAGUUGUAGAGACCAAUGAGAAACGAUCUCCAGACGCUCAUGUUUCUGAGGUUUUAACUUCAGAGGGAUUAGAAAACCAGGAUAUGAAAAUGGAUGCAGUUGUAGAGACCAAUGAGAAACGAUCUCCAGACACUCAUAUUUCUGAGGUUUUAACUUCAGAGGGAUUAGAAAACCAGGAUGUGAAAAUGGAUGCAGUUGUAGAGACCGAUGAGAAACAGUCCCCAGAUGCUCAUGUUAUGGAAGCUGGGGUUAGUGAGACUAUUGGAGAGGAGUCUAAUGCUUUCAAUCUUGUUGUAGAUUUGAAUCCGUAUAUGACAACGGAUGAGAAUGUCAAAUCAGGUGCCUCGAGGCCGGAAUUUCAUGUCUCUGAUCUAGUAUGGGGUAAAGUUAGGAGCCAUCCUUGGUGGCCUGGGCAGAUUUUUGAUCCUUCAGAUUCGUCAGACAAGGCAAAGAAGUAUUUUAGAAAAGAUGGUUAUCUUAUAGCGUAUUUUGGAGAUCAAACAUUCGCUUGGAAUGAAGAGGCACGGAUAAAGUCUUUUAGGGGGCAUUUCUCGCAAAUGGAGAAGCAGAGCAAUAAGGAAGAAUUCCACUAUGCUGUUGUCUGUGCUUUGGAAGAGAUUUCCAGACGCGUAGAGUUUGGGCUGGCCUGUUCCUGCACAUCAGAAGAAGUGUAUGCCAAACUCAGAACUCAGAUAAUAGCUAAUGCCGGAAUCAGGGAAGAAUCGAGUAGAAGAGUUGGUGGGGACUAUUCUUUGACUGCUGAUUCUUUUGAACCUGUUGAACUUGUUAAUUAUAUUAAAGAAUUAGCUCAAUCGCCACAUGGUGAAGCUAACAGACUUGAACUUGUAAUAGCACGGGCUCAAUUGUCAGCCUUCUAUCGUUGGAAGGGUUAUUCUCAGCUGCCUGAGUUCAAUAUGGUUGGUGCUCUGUUGGAGAGUGAUGCGGACAUUCUACCAAUUGGGGAGAAGAAAAAUCACAGUGAGUUGAAUGAGAAUGCUAUUCCGGAUAUUGACAAUGAGAAGCCUUUGGCUUCUGGAAAAGGAAAGUCGAAGAGUCAAUUAAGCUCUUCUGGUAAGCGAAAGCACAUCUCUGGGGAUAGUACGUCCCCCAGUAAAAAAAAGAAAAAAGAGAAGAGUUUGUCCCCCAGUAAAAAGGAGAAAAAAGAGAAGAGUUUGCCCCCCAGUAAAAAGGAGAAAAAAGAGAAGAGUUUGUCCCCCAGUAAAAAAGAGAGAAAAGAGAAGAGUUUGUCCCCCAGUAAAAAAGAGAGAAAAGAGAAGAGUUUGUCCCCCAGUAAAAAAGAGAAGAGUUUGUCAGAUUUGCUCACUGAGAAGAGCUUGCGUACUUCAAAUGGUGAAAAUGGAUCAAAAAAGAAAGAUGUUGGUAAGUUGCUUUCAAAAUUGUCUGGAAAGAAACGCAAGGCAGUUGAUGGUACGUCCGAUGACUCUUCUGUGAAAGAUGAGAAGCAUCAUCUGUCAUCAGGGUCUGCUGAUAAGCCUGUACAGACCAGGCAAACUUUUAAAGUUGGAGAUAGCAUUCGUCGGGCUGCCAGCCAACUGAAUGGGUCAAGUCCAAUACUCAAGUAUGGUGAUGGAAUUUCUCAAGAUACUGCAGACAAGAAUAAAAGCAAACAACAUCCUAGCUUGGGGAGAUCCCACAUUAGCGAGCUCACAAAAAUUGAGGUUUCCUCUCCUGAAGAGAUGCUGUCACAGCUCUGCUUGGCUGCCAGAGAUCCUAUGAAAGGAUACAACUUUUUAGUUUCUAUUGUUAGCUUUUUCUCAGGAUUCCGGAAUUCUGUUAGCCGGGAUGAUUCUAAUUUCAUGGAGCGUGAAUGGUGUUUGAAACGAGUCUUCGGUGGGAAAACUGGAAAAAGAUCAAGAAAGCGAGGAAUCAUUGAAAAAUCCAAGUUGGAGACGAGCGACUCUUACUGGACUGACAGGAUUAUCCAAAGCCUACCUGAAGAGCACUCGUCACUUGAGAAUCAGAAUGAAGCAAGAGAGAUUCUGCCUGAGACUCCAAGUGAAAAGGAUUGUUCUGCUAUUGAACCACUAGUAGCUUUUGAAAUGAGUCUGAAUAUGGAUUCUAAGCAACAAAGUUUUGGUGAAAAUCUUGGAUCAGAUGCAGUGAAGCCAGUGGCUCACUUGGAGGAGAGCUUUAGGCCGGAUCCCUCACCGACGGCUCUUAUUCUGAACUUUAUGGACAUGGAUGCUGUUCCUUCAGAAGCAAAUCUUAAUAAGAUAUUUAGCCGCUUUGGGUCAUUGAAUGAUUCAGAGACUGAAGUUAUAAAGAAGAGUAACCGAGCCAAGGUGGUUUUCAAGAGACGUGCUGAUGCAGAGACGGCUUUUAGCAGUGCUGGGAAAUUCAGCAUUUUCGGACCUUCACUUGUCAGUUAUCGACUCAAGUAUUUGUCCUCUACACCAAGUAAAGCUUCUCCCAGUACCAAAAAGCGAGGCAGAAAGGAUACAACAUCAGAGGAAGGCAAUGCGGUUUGAUGCUUUGAACUCUCUUAACUAGAUGUUGAUUCAGCGUUUAGGUAUUCAUCAUGAAUCAAGUAUGAAUGUACUGUUGGUUAACUGAAAUGCGGUUAGCAAGCAAAUAGGCGAGUAGUUGACUUGGAUAUGAUUGUGAAAAUGUGUAGGAAGCAGACUCAAUCAAAUGUAUCUAACCAGUUGGUUAUUUUUUAAUUGACUCUUAGAAAGUUCUACAUUUUCAGUAA
Quercus robur (English oak) is the source of this 4038-nucleotide messenger RNA. Its product is annotated as PWWP domain-containing protein 5-like. The transcript has 2 exons. The record is from RefSeq and is a predicted model, not a curated record. The coding region runs from base 428 to 3814 and encodes 1128 amino acids. NCBI's taxonomy places the organism in Eukaryota, Viridiplantae, Streptophyta, Magnoliopsida, Fagales, Fagaceae.